Messenger RNA from Triticum turgidum subsp. durum (durum wheat), 228 nucleotides. The record is from the annotation of a GenBank genome assembly. NCBI's taxonomy places the organism in Eukaryota, Viridiplantae, Streptophyta, Magnoliopsida, Poales, Poaceae.
AUGGAGUCAUCACACAAGCUUUUCCAGGCCAUUGCCAUCCUCCUCCUGCUCCUCGUCGCCACUGAGGUGGUGCCAGCGCAGGCACGAGAGUGUGAGACAGAGAGCGAGCGGUUCAACGGGCUGUGCUUCGUGUCCGCAAACUGCGCCGGUGUGUGCGGUGCGGAGGGGUUCACCGGCGGCAAGUGCUCCGGCUUGAAGAGGAGCUGCAUGUGCACGAAGGAGUGCUAG